This is a messenger RNA of Rhineura floridana, 2573 nucleotides long. It is a transcript of the gene FBXW8, whose product is annotated as F-box and WD repeat domain containing 8. Gene Ontology annotation, biological process: cilium assembly; protein ubiquitination. Gene Ontology annotation, molecular function: protein binding. The record is from RefSeq and is a predicted model, not a curated record. Lineage: Eukaryota; Metazoa; Chordata; Lepidosauria; Squamata; Rhineuridae. Bases 83 to 1927 code for a protein of 614 amino acids. Gene Ontology annotation, cellular component: Cul7-RING ubiquitin ligase complex; centriole; ciliary basal body. The transcript has 11 exons.
CCGGCUCCUAUGACGGACGGACUUCCGAACCGGAAGCGGUGGCUUCGAUUCGCUCUCUUCCGUCUUACCUGCCCGGGUUGCUAUGGAGGACGGAGCGGCGGAGCUGGAGGUUUUCCGCCGCCGCUGGCGGGCGGAGCUGACUCAAGGGGGCCGGUGGGGGGGCAGCGUCAGCAGUAGUAGCGGGUCAGGGGGCAGCGGUAGCCGGAAGAGGCAGCGCGGGGCAGAAGGCGAAGCGUCGGAGCCCGUCAGAGGGUGGGGAGGCUGCGGGGGAAUCCCUCGGUGGGAGCCGGAGGAGGAAGAGAAGGAUGACCAGCCGCCUCCGCCAGCGCCUCGCAGGCGUCCCUGUAGCCCCCUCGCGCCGGGCCCUCAUCUUGCACCUGCCGCCGAGGCUCGAGGUGGGGGAAAGGAGGACCUUCUGGGGCAGCUUAUCCGGGACUUGAAUGAAAUCAACGAGGUUCCCUUCUUUGACGUUCAGCUGCCUUACGAACUGGCAUUAAAAAUAUUUCAGUUCCUUGGCAGGAAGGAGCUGGGGAGAUGCGCUCAGGUGAGCAAGGCCUGGAAAGUCCUAGCAGAAGACCAGGUCCUUUGGUUCCGGCUGUGCCGCCAAGAAGGUUACCUGCCUGACCAUCAAAUCUCUGACUUCUCUUUCUGGAAAAGGACCCUCCGAGAUUGCUGCGAGAAGGAGCAGGCUUUAAGAACCAACUGGAAGAACCGCAUUGGUGCUGUCAGCCAGCUGCAGUAUGAGCUUGGGAAAGUUCUGUGUGAUGUGCAUUCUUGCGAGGGAGUGGUCAUUGCUGGAUACACGUCGGGGGACGUGAAGCUGUGGGACACGCGCACCUGGGACUACACAGCCCCUGUCCUGGACCCAGAGCGCCACUUGGCUGCACCUGGGCCCCGGCCGCACGCCUCCUUUGUGCGGAUAAACAGCUCUCUGGCUGCGGCGGCUUACGAGGACGGGACAAUUAAGGUGUGGAGCCUGAUGGUUGGUCGCGACCCAGUCCAUUGCUACCAGCACAACCAGAAGAUACAAGCUCUGGCCCUGUCAGCUGAAGGGGCAGUGAUAGCAACUGCAUCAGCCUUCCAGGUCAAAGUCGAGAGCGCUAAUGACAAGGGCUACUGGGAGACGGCUGCAGAGUUUGAAAUCCAGAAACUGGUUGGCUUGCUCUGCCUGGUGCCCUGUGUUACAGCCCGCCCCGUGGUGGUGGCAACCGCAGAAGACAUCGUUUACCUCCUGAAGGUCGGGGAGCCAGUCAAAGUUCUCCAUUCUGUCUACGGCCAGCCCGUCACAUGCCUGGAUGUCUCAGCCAGCGAGGCGGCGUUCGGCGUGAAAGGCUUCGGGUGGUUGAUCAACGAGACCAACAAGAUCCUUCUCUACAGCUUGGAAACAGGACAGUGCACGGCACAGCUCGGCACCUCCUUGGCAGACUUCACCUGCGUCAACCUCCGGGACAGCCCUCCCUGCAUGCUGGUGGCUGGGAACAAAGACAGGAGGGUGAGGGUGUAUGACCUUCGCAGAAGCAAGCCCGUUUGCUCCCUCUACGGCCACCAGCUGGGAGUCUCUUCCGUGCAAAUGGACGACUGGAAGAUUGUCAGCGGAGGGGAAGAGGGGCUGGUGUGCGUGUGGGACCAGCGGAUGGGCACCAAACUCUGGGAAAUGCACGCCAGGCAUCCAGUCCGCCACAUCUGGUUCAACAGUCACAGCCUCAUCACCGCCAAUAUUCCCAAUGAAAAGGUUCCCCGAGGUGCCAGCAUCAUGGAUGAUGACUUGACAGCUCACAGAAGACAUCGGGGAAUCAUCUAUGCGUACGAGUUCUCUGUGGACCAGCUGGCUGUGGAGAGUGUCCUUCCUAUUUGCCGUUCCUCUUAUAACGAAGUGACUGGCUACAACUACAAUAUCGGCCUGGCAGUCCCCUAUGACGAUGUCUAGCUAGCAAAGGGAAUGCGCAAGAGGUGCUGAUCAAAGACCCAACCCUCCGUGGACCGGGAAGGCCAUGCUCCCCUAACAUGAAGGUGUCUGGGGCAGCUGCAGUGGCCUUUGCGAUGCUGCUGCAACACUUUGGGGGAGAAUGUGAAGAUGAGAGAGGCCCCUAAAAUGCAUCUGGGUGCAGCAGAAUGAACUCGCAACAGGCAAGCGCCGGUGCUGUGCAAAGCCCGGAUAUGACACGAUGGGAUUGGAGGAGAGGUGCUGGCCCAGAGCAGCAGAGGUGAGGAGGAGGAGGAGGAGGAAGUGAGCAGAGAAACUGGACUUUGUAACUUUUUCCCCAAGUCCCAAUCUUUUAGGUUAUGUAUGGGGGGUGGUGAGAAACGAGGGCUGGACCCACAACUGGCGGGAUGGUGAAGCGGGGGAACGACAGUGUUUCCUGAAAGCACAAGAGCGUCGCUUAACCUUUUCAGCAGUGCUCCUUCAGGACCAAAGUCCCUGCCAAAUGGCUCCUGAAACACACUUGUGAAGAACGUGAUUGUGGACAUCCUGAAACACAAAAACCAAUCUUUUCUAUCUGUUGUUGUUUGUUGUUAAGAAACCAGAUUUAUUAAAUUGCCACUGGCGUUCUGCAAACCUCAGUGAGCCAUGC